AUGGGAUGCAACAACGAGGCAGUUAAAAAAUUUGUUCAAAAAAUAAUAGACGAUAACAUUAUUGCUGUAUUUUCGAAAACCGAGUGCCCAUAUUGUAUUAAAGCUAUAACAAUACUGAAAGGAUAUAACCCGAAUAGCAUGCAUGUAGAACAAAUUGAAAAAAAUCCAAACAUGGCUGAUAUCCAAGCCUACUUAAAGGAUUUGACCGGAAAAAGCUCUGUACCAAGAAUAUUUAUAAAUAAAGAAUUUGUUGGGGGAUGUGAUGACUUGGUAAAAGAAAAUGAAGAGGGAAAACUUCAAGAGAGGCUAAAGAAGGUUGGUAUACUUAGCUAA
Plasmodium malariae is the source of this 333-nucleotide messenger RNA. It is a transcript of the gene GRX1, whose product is annotated as glutaredoxin 1, putative. The transcript has 5 exons. Bases 1 to 333 code for a protein of 110 amino acids. NCBI's taxonomy places the organism in Eukaryota, Apicomplexa, Aconoidasida, Haemosporida, Plasmodiidae. The record is from RefSeq and is a predicted model, not a curated record.